AUGUCCGUUGUGGAGUGGCGUCGAAAUUCUAGCCCUCAUCUGGGAGCGCUGCCCAUGCCGUCGUCCUCUGUAUGGCGUAAAUCCUCGCAACCACCGUUGAGUGUCAGCAGUUUGUCGACGGAUGCGACAAGAUCUAACUCCGUUGAGGAACCGGCAAUGAUGACAUCGAGCUCGCCUUAUGAUACCGAUGAAGCUGAUCUAGGACCAUCACAGCCAUCAUCCACGAGAAACGGCGAAAGACCAGUGUCACCGGAUGUCUACCAAAGACUGAUUUUACAUUCGGAAGAUAUGAAAAGUCUUGUGCGGACAAUUACUAAUGAGGCAAAAAAUCUCAUACAUGCAGAGACGUGUUCGUUAUUCUUGCUGGAUAAUGAAAACAAAGAACUAGUUGCGAAUGUUUUCGACAAAGCUGGUGAUUUGUCAGAAAUCAGACUUCCUAUGUCGAAAGGAGUAGUAGGGCGAGUGGCGAGAACCAGAACAAUGAUGAACGUUCGUGACGUGCAGAGAUGUCCGUUCUUCUACGCCGGUGUAGACGAAUUAACUGGCUUUCAAACAAGAAACAUUCUCUGCUUCCCCAUUAUUGACAACUCAGGGACCUUUGUCGGAGUGGCAGAGCUUUGUAACAAGACGGGAAGAACGGGUUUCACUCGACACGACGAACAGAAGGCUCGCACGUUCGCGGUAUAUUGCGCGACCAGCAUAUCACAUGUAUGUGUUUUAUGUCUACUCUAUCGCAAAGUGCAAGAGGCUCAACGCCGCUCGCAUAUGGCCGCUGAGCUCCUCGUGCAAGGAUCACAGUUGCUUAUUUCUCAAGAAGAUGUCAAUAAGCUUACGAACGACCCUGUAAAGAGUUGGAGGUUUUGGAGUCGUCGUUUCAACCUAUUCUGCUUUCCACCUCGUUCUAUUGGAGACGGAGAGGCAUACGUCUCAGCGUCUAUGACCAUGUUUAAUUUUAUAAACCUUCAGGAUCUUGGCUUUACAGCAAGGUAUAGCAUGAAUAAGCGGAAGUUGGCUUCGUUCUUGUUGCGUGUGGCCAAAGGAUAUCGCGAUGUGCCUUAUCAUAACUGGUCCCAUGCAUUCUCUGUAACUCAUUUCUGCUGGCUCACCUUACGAACUCCUGCUGUGUUACAUGGACUUGAUGAAUUGGAACGAUUAGCUCUGCUUAUUGCAUGCCUCUGUCAUGAUAUCGACCACAGAGGGACUACCAAUGCUUUUCAGUUGCAGUCGGCACGUUUUAUUUGGAGUCUUUAUCAUAGAACCCCACUAGCACAACUUUACAGCAGUGAAGGCAGUGUACUAGAGAGACAUCAUUACGCACAAACGGUUCAGAUUUUACUGAUGCCAGAGUGUAAUAUCUUGGAUCAGCUGACGCGCAUUCAAUAUCAAACGGUACUCAGUCAUAUUAGGGAUGUGAUUCUUGCCACCGAUAUAACCGUCCAUCUUGCCAAAGUCGGUCGUAUAAAGGCGAUGGUUGAUCAGGGUUACGAUCCAUUGUCUCGAGAUCACCAUUACUUGUUUAUGUGUCUUUUAAUGACAUCUAGUGAUUUGUCGGAUCAAUCAAAAGAUUUCCGCAAUUCAAAAGCUAUUGCUGAAAAUAUAUACCGAGAGUUUUUCUCACAAGGUGAUCUUGAAAAACAAAUGGGGGCUAAUCCGAUAGAAAUGAUGGACCGAGAUCGCGCUGCCGUCCCGAAAAUUCAGUUGGACUUCAUGGAUACGGUUGCUAUUCCUGUAUUCGAAAUGGUGUCAAAAAUCAUGCCAGAAGGUCGGUCCACGUUCGAAGCUAUCUCAUUGAAUCGUCAGUGCUGGGCUGCGUUAGAUGAGAUUUUAGUUGAGGGUGGCAGUCGUCCUGUUCUUGGUCUCGAUUACCUUAGAGAUGAUGAUUUGGAGAAACGGGUCAUCGAACGUGUACGACAACGAAGGAAGUGUGCAACAUUAGAGCAAACAGAAGCUAUGUGUAGCUGA
Molecule: messenger RNA, 1962 nt
Organism: Angiostrongylus costaricensis
Lineage: Eukaryota; Metazoa; Nematoda; Chromadorea; Rhabditida; Metastrongylidae
Source: the annotation of a GenBank genome assembly